This is a messenger RNA of Cervus elaphus (red deer), 963 nucleotides long. RefSeq names its product olfactory receptor-like protein OLF4. The coding region runs from base 1 to 963 and encodes 320 amino acids. The transcript has a single exon. Gene Ontology annotation, biological process: G protein-coupled receptor signaling pathway. Gene Ontology annotation, cellular component: membrane. Lineage: Eukaryota; Metazoa; Chordata; Mammalia; Artiodactyla; Cervidae. The record is from RefSeq and is a predicted model, not a curated record. Gene Ontology annotation, molecular function: olfactory receptor activity; G protein-coupled receptor activity.
AUGGCAAUAAGAAACCUAACAGGAGUUUCACAGUUUCUUCUUCUGGGAUUCUCAGAGGAAUUAAAAUUGCAACCGUUCAUAUUUGGUCUUUUCUUCUCCAUGUACCUGAUCACUGUAUUUGGAAACUUGCUCAUCAUACUGGCCAUCAGCUCAGAAGCCCACCUCCACACCCCCAUGUAUUUCUUCCUCUCCAACUUGUCCUUUGUGGACAUUUGUUUCACCUCCACCACCAUCCCAAAGAUGCUGUGGAAUAUCCAGACACAGAGCAAAGUCAUAACCUAUGAAGGCUGCAUCACCCAGGUGUAUUUUUUCAUGCUCUUUGCAGGACUGGACAUCUUGCUCCUAACAGUGAUGGCCUAUGACCGCUUCAUGGCCAUCUGUCACCCCCUGCACUACAUGGUCAUCAUGAACCCCCAGCUCUGUGAACUGUUGGUGCUGGUGUCCUGGGUCAUCAGCAUCCUGCAUUCCUUGUUACAAAGCUUAAGUUUGUUGAGACUGACAUUCUGUACAUUCUUAGAAAUCCCUCACUUUUCCUGUGAACUCAAUCAGAUGAUCCAACUUGCCAGUUCGGACACCUUUCUCAAUAAUGUGGUGAUGUAUUCUGGAGCUGUGCUGCUGGCCGGGGGUUCCCUCACGUGUAUUCUUUACUCUUACUCUAGGAUAGUUUCUUCCAUAGGCAGAAUCUCAUCAUCUCAGGGGAAGUAUAAAGCAUUUUCCACCUGUGCAUCUCACCUCUCUGUUGUCUCCUUAUUUUAUUGUACGGGUUUAGGAGUAUACCUCAGCUCUGCUGGUACCCACAGCAUCCACUCAAGUGCAACAGCCUCGGUGAUGUACACUGUGGUCACACCCAUGCUGAACCCCUUCAUCUAUAGUCUGAGAAAUAAAGACUUACAGAAGGGUCUGAAAAAAUUCUUUGGAAACAUAAUCAUAAAAGGUCCUAUUGGCAUAGGUCUUAAGAAGUAA